AAACGUUUCAGUUUCGAGUCGGACGUAGACCGCCAUUGUUCAGGGGAAGCAUCGUACACUUGUUUCCGAAAAUAUCUGUUUUUUUUUUCUCAUUCUGUUGGCAUUGUAUUGUUUUUGUUGAUAUCCACCGUACUUUCCCAUUCCUACGGGUGAGAUUGCUGCUGACAUGGAUACUUUAGGAUCAGACUCGCAAGCCACCAUCCGGCUGGUGAAACGGGUUCAAUUUGGCAUUUUGAGCCCAGAUGAAAUCCGAAGGAUGUCUGUUACAGAUGGCGGCGUAGUUUUUCCAGAAUAUGAAAGAAAGCCCAAAUAUUUGGGUGGGCUCACAGAUCCCAGACUAGGAGUAAUUGAUCAGUCAGGAAGGUGUGUAACUUGUAAGGGAACACGGAAAGAAUGCCCAGGACAUUUUGGUCAUAUCGAUCUUGCUAAACCAGUCUUUCAUAUUGGGUUUCUUAUGAAGACAAUAAAAAUCUUACACUGCGUGUGUUUCUACUGCUCAAAACUACUGGUGAGCCCCAACAAUCCAAGAAUCCAGAAGAUUUUGGUGAACUCCGAAGGGCAACCUCGAAAACGUUUGGCCCAUGUAUAUGAUCUCUGCAAAGGCAUAAACAUCUGCAAAAUUUAUAUUGGAGAAGACGAGGACAAAUCAGAAGAAGAAAAAACAUGUCAUGUUGGAUGUGGUCGGUAUCAGCCUAUAAUUCGUCGUCAAGGAUUGGGGAUGAUUGGCGUGUGGAAACACGUCAAUGAAGACUCUCAAGAAAAGAAAAUAGUUUUGACAGCUGAACGUGUUUGGGAGAUUUUCAAACACAUUUCUGACGAAGAGUGUGCAAUCCUCGGUAUGGAUCCUACAUGCGCUCGUCCAGAUUGGAUGAUCGUCACUUGCUUGCCUGUACCCCCACUUGCUGUUCGACCUGCAGUUGAGAAUGGGGCAACCCAAGAAGACAUUACACUUAAAUUGGCCGAUGUGAUAAAAACAAACAAUGAGCUGCAAAGCAACGUGCAAUCUGGUGCUGCGGCCCACAUCAUUGCCGAAAAUAUAAGAAUGCUUCAGAAUCAUGUUGCCACAAUGAUGAAGAAUGACGUCCUUGAAGGCCUUCCGGUUGCAAAGUUGAAAUCGGGACUUCCGAUCGUGUCAUUCAAACAACGUUUGGAAGGGAGAUACGGGCGUAUUCGAAGUAACUUGAUGGGAAAGCGUGUAAACUUUUCGGCUCGUACAGUAAUUACGCCUGAUCCCAAUCUGCGUAUCGACCAAGUCGGCGUGCCACCAAGUAUCGCACAAAAAAUUACCUUCCCUGAAUUCGUGACGUCUUUCAACAUCGACGAGAUGCGAGAAUUGGUCCAGCGAGGUGACUGGCAGCAUCCUGGAGCCAAGUACAUAAUUAAAAAAAACGGCAGACGUAUAGGUCCGAGAUUUCGCCCCAAGCACGUUCGUGGUCUGGAAUGUGGUGAUAGGAUAGAACGUCAUAUUCGGGAUGACGAUCUUGUCGUUCUUAAUCGGCAACCGUCGUUGCGAAAAGAAUCUAUGAUGGGACAUCGUGUUAAAGUGCUCCCCUUUUCGACGUUUCGUAUGAAUCCUAGCGUUGCUGCCGCCUACGACGCCUAUUUUGAUGGUGACGAAAUGAACAUGCAUGUUCCUCAAAGUAUGGAGACGCGUGCUGAAACUGAAAACCUUCUCCUCACUUCACGCCAAAUCAUCACACCCCAGGCCAAUAAACCUGUUAUGGGAAUCGUCCAAGACGCACUUCUAGGUGCGAGUAAGAUGACGAAGCGCGACGUGUUCCUCGAGAAAGACCAGAUGAUGAAUUUACUCAUGUUUCUCCCCACUUGGAAUGGCAAGAUGCCUCAGCCAGCCAUUCUCAAACCGAGACCUCAGUGGACAGGCAAGCAGUUGUUCACUCUCAUCAUCCCUGGAAACGUCAACAUGAUGCGAACGCAUUCUACCCAUCCUGAUGAUGAAGACGAAGGGCCCUACAAGUGGAUCUCUCCUGGUGACACCAAAGUCAUGGUCGAAAAUGGCGAGUUGGUCAUGGGCAUUCUAUGUAAAAAGACGCUCGGUGACUCUGCCGCCUCUCUGCUGCACAUUAUUUUCAUGGAAUUGGGUCACGAAGUAUGCGGUCGAUUCUACGGCAACAUUCAAACGGUCAUCAACAACUGGUUGCUGUACGAGGGUCACAGCAUCGGCAUUGCAGACACGUUAAUAGCUUAUCAUCAAACGUAUAUGGAAAUUCAGGCUACCAUCCAAAAGGCUAAAGAAGACGUGAUAGAGGUCAUUCAAAAGUCUCACAAUGAUGAGCUUGAACCCACACCUGGUAACACUCUACGAGAGACUUUCGAAAAUCAAGUAAACCGUAUUCUAAUCGACACCCGAGACGAAACUGGUGCUUCAGCUAAGAACUCUCUGACAGAGUACAAUAACCUCAAGGCUAUGGUGGAAGCUGGUUCCGGAGGAUCUUAUUUCAACAUCUCUCGGGUCAUUGCCUGCGUCGGUCAGCAGAACGUCGAGGGUAAACGAAUUCCCUUUGGAUUCCGCAAGAGGACUUUGCCCCACUUCAUCAAAGACGAUUCCGGUCCCGAAUCUAGAGGUUUCGUCGAAAAUUCAUACGUGUCAGGUUUGACACCUUCCGAGUUUUACUUCCACGCUAUGGCUGGUCGUGAACGUCUCAUCGAUACAUCCGUCAAUUCUGGUUACAUUCAGCGACGUCUCAUCAAAGCUAUGGAGUCUGUGAUGGUCCACUACGACGGAACGGUACGGAACUCUGCCGGCCAGCUUCUUCAGCUUUCCUAUGGAGAAGACGGGCUUUCUGGCGAAUCCGUCGAAUUUCAGACAUUGCCAACCGUAAAGCUUUCGAAUACAGAAUUCGAAAAGAAUUUCAAGUUUGAACCAAGCAACGAGCCCUAUGUUCGACGCAUGUUUAAUGAAGAAAUCACGCGUGAAUUGACCAGUAGCGCGGAAGUCAUCACCGAAAUCGAACACGAAUGGGAGCAGUUAUACAAAGAUCGCGAGGCUCUACGUCAAAUUUUCCCUACCGGCGAGAACAAAGUGGUGUUGCCUUGUAACCUGCAGCGCAUGAUUUGGAACGUCCAGAAGAAGUUCCGCAUCAACAAACGAGCACCGACAGAUUUGAGUCCACUUCGUGUUAUCCAAGGCGUUAGAGACCUGCUAGCCAAAUGCGUCAUCGUCGUUGGCGAAGACAAAUUGAGCAUCCAAGCCAAUCAGAACGCCACGCUCUUGUUCCAGUGCCUAGUUCGCUCUACAUUGUGUUCCAAGCGACUAGCUGAAGAAUAUCGUCUUUCAUCGGAAGCCUUUGAAUGGCUCAUCGGCGAGAUCGAAACCCGUUUCCGGCAAGCGCAAGCUCAACCUGGUGAAAUGGUGGGAGCACUCGCAGCCCAGUCUAUCGGUGAACCUGCCACUCAAAUGACGCUCAACACUUUCCAUUUUGCUGGUGUGUCAUCCAAGAACGCAACACUCGGUGUCGCCCGUCUUAAUGAAAUUAUCAACAUCAGUAAGAAUCCGAAAGCCCCGUCUAUGACGGUCUUCUUGACGGGAGCAGCAGCACGUGAUGCCGAAAAAGCUAAAAUUGUUUUGUGUCGGCUUGAGCACACGACGUUGCGAAUGGUAAAGGCGAACACAGCCAUCUACUACGACCCAGAUCCUCGAAACACGGUCAUCCUGGAAGAUCAGGAAUUCGUCAAUGUCUACUACGAAAUGCCCGAUUUUGAUCCUAAUCAACUCUCGCCUUGGUUGUUGCGUAUCGAACUUGAUCGAAAGCGUAUGACGGACAAGCGGUUGACCAUGAAGCAGAUUGCUGAAAAAGUCAAUGCCGAGUUCGGCAACUCUCUCAAACUAAUCUUCAGCGAUGACAACGCCGAAAAGUUGGUCCUUCGGAUCCAUUUCAUCAUGGAUAGCGACGGCAGCAGCGACAGUAGCGACGAAGAAGAACAAGUUGACAAGAUGGAAGAUGAUGUGUUUUUGCGCUGCAUCGAAGCCAACAUGCUGUCUGACAUGACAUUACAGGGCAUUGAAUCUAUCAACAAAGUGUACAUGCAUUUGCCACAAACUGAUCAGAAGAAGCGAAUUGUCGUCACAGAGGCCGGCGAGUUUGAGGCAAUCCCCGAAUGGAUCCUCGAAACGGACGGUACGCAGUUGAUGAGAGUGUUGAGCGAACGUGAUGUCGACCCUGUUCGUACCUAUUCAAACGACAUUUGUGAAAUUAUUGCUGUUCUUGGUAUCGAGGCUGCUCGAAAAUCCAUAGAGAAAGAAAUGAAAACUCUUUUACAAUUCUACGGCCUUGACGUCAACCGUCGUCAUCUGGCUCUUCUUUGUGACGUCAUUACUUCCGAGGGUGAUUCGAUGGCCAUCACUCCUCGCGAAAUUAACAGAGAGGACACUGGUGCGUUGAUGAGAUGUACCGUCCGAGAAACGGUAGAUGUGCUACUGGAAGCAGCUGCACAUGCUGAAGUUGACCCUUUACGCGGUGUGUCCGAAAAUAUCAUUUUAGGCCAGCUACCACGUAUGGGCACAGGGUGCUUUGAUGUUAUCGAUGUUGAUCCGGAGCAGAUUAUUAUCAACUAAUCGCAAUUCCUGUACCGAGAGAGUGUCCCACUACUUUCAAAUGUAUUCCCCAUCCCCAACAAACUCGACAACAAGAAGAAAAACGAACGUAGAUUGCGCAACUUGCGACCGAUUCUUUUCGGAAAAUUCUCCCCCCAUCCGCCCUCCCUGUUUCUCUUUAUCUCUCCCUCCUUUUUGAUUGUUAAAGUUUUGUUUUUUGGCAUUUCGCGGAAGGAUCGUCCCUCUUUGAUCUCUCAGCUGUGAGCUAAGGCGGGCAUGGACAAGCCCUCUCUAUCUCCAACCCCCCCCCCCCCCCCCAUUUUGUCGUUCUUCGUUCAUGAACGGGGCCAGUGGCACAAAGUGCGCAGUUUUUUUUUCUCUUUAUUAGAUUUUCCCUCCCCAUCUCCCCCCAAAAGUAAAAAUCUUAACAAAACUACUAGAACUUUAUUAUUCACUUUUUGCACGCAUUUAAAAUAUUUCCGACUAUGAGAAUUCUCUUAAUUCUCCUACACCCCUACUUUAUCUUGUCCCCACAAUAUUUCGUUAUCAAAAGUAAAAUCCACACAACCCUUUAUUUUGCAAGCAACCGACUGGGCAUUUAAAAUUCGUUAAACCAUUUUUCGUUAUUUUUUUGUCCCGGCUUAUUCAUCUCGAGAAUGUGAUAAGUAAUGAUGGGAAAACUGCCGCCCCUAUGUUUCCCUGCCCCUCGUUUAUUUCUCCCGUGUGUUUUCUUUGUUGGUCCAAAAAUAUGCGCAUAUAUGUGAGAGUGUAUGUGUGUGUACGAUUUGAUACAUGAAAAAUCUCCUA
Molecule: messenger RNA, 5359 nt
Organism: Daphnia pulex (common water flea)
Lineage: Eukaryota; Metazoa; Arthropoda; Branchiopoda; Diplostraca; Daphniidae
Product: DNA-directed RNA polymerase II subunit RPB1-like
Exons: 6
Coding region: 167-4573 (1468 amino acids)
Biological process (GO): DNA-templated transcription
Cellular component (GO): RNA polymerase II, core complex
Molecular function (GO): DNA binding
Source: RefSeq, a predicted model, not a curated record